Molecule: messenger RNA, 1684 nt
Organism: Camellia sinensis
Lineage: Eukaryota; Viridiplantae; Streptophyta; Magnoliopsida; Ericales; Theaceae
Product: anthranilate phosphoribosyltransferase, chloroplastic
Biological process (GO): L-tryptophan biosynthetic process
Cellular component (GO): cytosol
Molecular function (GO): anthranilate phosphoribosyltransferase activity
Source: RefSeq, a predicted model, not a curated record
AUCAACUCAGAUUAUAUUUCCUAUCUCCCCAAAUCUCUCCCAUUUAAUUCUUCUCCUCAUUUCUGAUUCUGAUCCACAUUAAUUACAACCUUACUUUUUCUGUGUAUAGACGUACAUAUUUGAUUCUGAUCCAAAGCAGUUAAUUUUUGGGGGUUGUUUGGUGGGUCAAAUCAGUAAUGGCGGUGAUUCAUUGCAACACCCCAUUAAUUUUCUCUUCCUCUGCAUUAAUUUGCCGACCCUUUUCGAGUUAUGAGCUCCGAAGCUGCUUCUUCAAAGCUUCUUCACCAAUUGCUGGGACCAGAAAAUGUGCAGCGUUGGUGUCUGGGUUGUCCUCUGUUUCUUCACCAACGAUUUCAUCGUUCAACGAGUUGAUUGAGUCUUUGAUUAAUCGAGUUGACUUGUCGGAAUCAGAGGCCGAGGCGUCUCUGGAUUUUCUUUUGCAUGAAGCUAAUGAGGCGUUGAUCAGUGCCUUUCUUGUUCUGUUGAGAGCAAAAGGAGAAACUUAUGAAGAAAUAGUGGGAUUGGCAAGGGCAAUGAUCAAGCAUUGUAAAAGGGUGGAAGGAUUGGAUGAAGAUGGGGUUGACAUUGUUGGGACGGGAGGUGACGGUGCAAACACUGUGAACAUUUCGACUGGUGCUUCAAUUCUUGCGGCUGCUUGUGGUGCAAAAAUUGCAAAGCAAGGUAAUCGAUCAAGUUCUUCCGCUUGUGGAAGUGCCGAUGUGUUAGAAGCCUUGGGGGUCGUAAUUGACCUGGACCCAGAGGGGGUAACAAGGUGUGUAAAAGAAGCAGGAAUUGGUUUUAUGAUGGCUCCUAUUUACCAUCCAGCAAUGAAAAUUGUCAGUCCUGUGAGGAAAAAGCUAAAAGUGAAAACUGUAUUCAAUAUCUUGGGUCCUAUGUUGAAUCCAGCACGGGUACCUUAUGCUGUUGUUGGUGUAUACAAGGAAGAAUUGGUCUAUAAAAUGGCGAAAGCACUUCAACGAUUUGGCAUGAAAAGGGCAUUGGUGGUUCACUCUGAAGGUCUGGAUGAAAUGAGUCCUCUUGGGCCUGGAUUAGUCCUUGAUGUUACCUUCGAUAAGAUUGAGAAGUUUUCAUUUGAUCCCUUGGAUUUUGGAAUCCCUCGCUGUGGGGUGGAUAGCUUGCGGGGUGGAGAUCCACAGUAUAAUGCAGAUGUACUAAAGCGCGUACUAUCAGGAGAAGAAGGCUCCAUUGCUGAUGCAUUGAUGCUAAAUGCUGGCGCAGCCCUCUUGGUCAGUGGACGUGUAAACACUCUAGCCGAAGGAGUAGCUCUGGCUCGCAAAGCACUGCUAUCUGGCAAAGCUCUCAAGACCCUUGAUUCGUGGAUCGAUAUCUCCAAUAAGGUGAAAAAAGUAGCCUGUGCAACCACUCCAAUCUCUACUUGAGGAUUGAUCUUGGAGUUUCUAGGUUAAAAUGAGCAUGUUGUAGACCAUAAGAUGGGGAAAGGUUUUGUGUGCAAGGUGAGUGGGUUAAAAGUCUCCAGAGCUUUGAUGUGUACACCAUGAAUGUUGAUCUCUGAGAACAUCGAAUGCAGAUUCAGUGAAAACAUACAAAAAAACAUACAAAUUGUUGUAACGUCGGUUGUAAUUUUAGAUAGUAAGCAGGUGUAGCAAUUGUGUUUUAAAGAUCCAAAAAUGCAAUUUCGAGUGUAGAAUGUUACAAAGUAAUA